This is a messenger RNA of Aspergillus niger, 1140 nucleotides long. RefSeq lists its product as uncharacterized. The record is from RefSeq and is a predicted model, not a curated record. Gene Ontology annotation, cellular component: membrane. Bases 1 to 1140 code for a protein of 379 amino acids. The transcript has 4 exons. Lineage: Eukaryota; Fungi; Ascomycota; Eurotiomycetes; Eurotiales; Aspergillaceae.
AUGAAACCAUACAUCGGUAUCCCAGCGGUGAUAGUGCUCGUUCAUCGUGCUUGGUCGCGAAAGUCGCUGACCACCCCCGGCCUCAUUGCGGCUGCGCUGACGGCCAGCGCCCAUGCUCUUCAUCCAUGGUCCGCUCCUUUUGUCUUAUUAGGAGUAUUCUACUUUGGGGGCACCAAAGUUACCAAGGUUAAACACGAUGUCAAAGCUCGUUUGACGCUCUCCGCGACCGGCUCCGAGGGCGGCGAGGGUCAACGUACCCACAUCCAAGUCCUGGCGAACUCUGUUGUCGCGACAGUGCUUGCUCUCCUACAUACAUAUGUUCUGGCAGGGAAGCCUGCGAGCGCAACACAGUGCUUUUCGAAUGGUCAUGAUGUGGCGGAUCUGUUGGUCGUGGGAAUAGUCGCGAACUACGCCGCUGUCGCCGCUGAUACAUACUCCUCCGAGCUUGGUAUUCUGUCCAAGUCCAAACCCCGCCUGAUCACCUCUCCCACGUUCCGCGUUGUCCCCCCCGGUACCAAUGGCGGUGUAACGGGCACCGGACUCCUAGCAGGAGUGCUGGGUGCAUUUACAAUUGCCGUGUCAUCCGCUGCUAUUCUACCUUUCUGCUCCGAAGGCGAUACUCUCUCGACACUCAAGAGCCGGGCUCAGUGGAUUCUGGCUGUGACAAUGUGGGGAGGUUUGGGCAGUGUGCUGGAUAGUGUCUUGGGUGGAUUGCUCCAGGCCAGCGUGGUGGACAAGAGAACAGGAAAGGUCAUCGAAGGAGCCGGUGGCCAGAAGGAAGAGGAUAGUGCUGAUAUUGUCAUGCAGGUCCUUGUUCAUCCCUCUUCUACUAAGCCCGGCGUCCCAGCUGAUACCACCGGUCUGAAGCCUGCCGGAUCAAGCUCGAGUGCGCAGGUACACGCCACAGAGGCAGUCGCUAACACUGCCACUCUGAAAGGAACCAGGGCUACUGGAACGUCGACGGGGACGUCCGCAGGAGAAAUUGAAUCGGGACACGAAAGCCGGAGGGUAGAGAGUGGACGGGACCUCUUGGAUAACAAUGCCGUGAAUCUUCUGAUGGCCUUUGCAAUGAGUGUUGGGGCUAUGGGUGCUGCAAGUUGGGCCUGGGGUUUAAAUCUGGCUGACUUGGCUUUGUGGUAG